Molecule: messenger RNA, 3509 nt
Organism: Carassius carassius (crucian carp)
Lineage: Eukaryota; Metazoa; Chordata; Actinopteri; Cypriniformes; Cyprinidae
Gene: fam131ba
Product: family with sequence similarity 131 member Ba
Exons: 9
Coding region: 146-1483 (445 amino acids)
Source: RefSeq, a predicted model, not a curated record
GCAUACAGCCUUACAGAGACAGGAGGGGAGAGUCAGAGACGCGGAGAAGAAGAGGAGGAGUGCGAGAGAGAGAGAGAAGGAGAGAAUGUCUGCUGAGAGGGUGGCUGUCGUUCCUCGUUCACAAACUGGCCCUCGCUGAGACACCAUGGGCUGUAUUGGCUCCCGCACCAUCACGGCGGAUGCAGUUCCAGUUCGGAAAGAUGGGGAUCAGCAUGGACGUGCUGAAUUUUCCUGGGAAGGAAUCAAUCUGUCCAUGGAGGACACCACCUCCAUUUUGCCCCGUUUGAAGCGGAACUCCAACGCCUAUGGGAUUGGAGCUCUGGCUAAGUCCUCUCUGACAGGUGUGUCAGGGGUUACCAGAUCAAUGAAGGACAAAGUGACCAAGCCCACUGCCAUGGCUCAGGGUCGUGUGGCCCACAUGAUUGAGUGGCAGAGCUGGGGUAAACCAUCUGCAGGGCCAGAAGGGGGAGCGGGACGCUCCAAUCUGAACCGUGAGAGGGAGAGACGGCUUGAAAAUGAUGCCUAUAGUGACCUGAGUGAUGGAGAAAAAGAGGCACGAAUGGCAGCGGGCAUUCUGCAGCAGUUUGCCAUCUCUGAGGCCACACUCUUAGGCUGGAACUCUAUGGAUGGAGAGAGUCUCUGUGCCAACUCCAACCAGGGCAGCGUGGCUCACCUCAGUGAGGUUAACCAGGAGAGCAUCACCAGCAGAGACCAGCCGUUGCAUCAUUCCUCUGCAGAUGUGUGGCCUCACACCUACGUCUCCCAAGGACUUUACUGUCUCUCCUCCUCUGAUGCAUGGGAGCCAAUCAGCAACGGGACCUCGGGUGUAGCUUCUCCCGCUGCCAGCUCUUACAUCAUGGCGGGCGGGGCUUCGGGUGAGGGUUAUGAUGGUUCCACCCACUAUUUGACGUUGCAGCAGCCGAACCACCUACAGCAGUUCCAACAGUAUCAGCAGUACCAGCAGCAGCAGCUCCUGCAGUAUCAACAGUCUUUGGAACAUCGAAUGCACAGCGCCUCUCACUCCUUACAAGCCACUCCCAACAGCACUAUUCACAGUUUGGGCCCGCCUACCCACCCGAGACUGGCUGACCUGUGGGCGGCGGCUCAGACGGAGCCCCAUCAGAUGGAGAUGUUGGGACACAUGGGCGUGACCAUGGCCGAAAUGGGAAUGGGGGAAGUGUAUGGUGAGGAAUACGUAGCGGAGUCCGAAUGCAUCCCAGAGCAGCAAGAGGAGGAGGAAGUCAAGGAGGAUGACAUAACACUUACCCUCGAACCCGAGCUGUCGUCUGUAACUCCCGCCCUGACCCCUCCGUCUCUGAGAGAGGACUCCACCCCACCUGGGACCAUGAGCCCAGGGCAAGCACCAGCAGAGCCAGUGGUUGAGCACAUGACCUAUGAAGUCACAUCCUGCGUCGUCCAAUCACAAGAGGAGAAAGAGGAAGAGGUGGGGGAUGGGGCUGUUGUCAUUGUGGCAACCAACUGAUGGUUUAAAUCGAGUGGCAUCCGAAAGUGGAGCGAAAAAAACAAAACUGUCUGUGAAAUAAUCCACCAGUUAAGCUAUUGUAUACGCCCUUUUACCCCAGAUGUGAACUCGUAAGGACUGUCACAUCAGGAACAAAACAUGCUCUGAGCUCUGGGCGCCUAUAGAGACUAAACGCAGGAGAGUGUCAAAGCCAGGAUGAAACAUUAUAUGUGCUGCUGCUGCUGUUUUAUGGCAGGAGCGCUGGAGUCCAAGGCCGCUUACGAAUGAAAACGAAGAGUGCAAUACUGAGAAAUUAAUACAACCAAAAGAAAGUGCAUGCAAUUUUUUUUUUUUUUUUGAGUAUUUAAGUGACUGAAUUAACAGUAUCCACAUAGUAAUAAUAUAUAUUGAUUUUUGUAAUUAAACUAAAAGCCAAUGAAAUAUAUAUAUAACAUAUAUAUAUAUAUGUUAUAUAUAUAUAUAACAUGUAUGUACUGUAUGUAUGUUAGUAUGAAUGUAUGGAUGUAUGUGUAUUUAAAGGUAUAUUCGAAAAAAAAAAAAACGUUACGAAUUUGCCGUUUGCGUGAAGUGUCCCCUAGGUACCUCCAACACACUUGCACACACUUUCACAAACACUGAUGCACACACAAAUACACACCCUGGAAAACAUGUUUUUGCUCUUAAUGUAUCCAAGCACAAUACUGCCCAAAUGGAAACAGUGCUGCCCUUUUCAACAUCCUAACUGUAUUGUUACUAAGACUUAUGCACUAUUAUGGACAAAAACGAAUGUAUUGCCUAUCUUCAUAGCGACAGCCCAGUUCUGUCCUCAAGUUUUUUUAUUUGUUCUGCUUUAUUUUUCUCAUCAAUGUCUGUGUUUAUCUUGCCUGGCGGAGCUGCUCAAAAUUGAUUUGCACUGAACAACAAAAAGAAAACUGAUGGAUAAUCAUCGUCAUUCUGGGACGUUCCAUUAAUCUUCUCAUGCAAAAAGAGGAGUAAACUUUGGAUGCUUUUAAUCCGUUGAGGUUGAGACUACAGGGAACCUAACUGAUUCCUGAAGACCGUACAUGGAUCCAUUCAUUAAAAUUUUUGAUGAACUAACAUGCAGGAGCCAUUUAUAUCAUGCAUGCAUUUUCUUUAUUAUUUACAUUAUAGCUUUCCCUGUUGCUGACAUAAUGCAGAUGAAGAGAUAAACUCUCAUUACCUCAGUAAAAUCACUUGGUAAUGGGCUAGAUGACAUGUUAGGUCACAGUAUGUUCUUGUCAUGAAAGACCGUAUGACUGUGGAAAGAAGUGAAAAGAAGGUGCUUUUCUGGUUAAUGCUUGCAGGCUUUCCACUAAUUAUUGAAUAAGCUGUAAUUUAAAAACCCGCUGCAGAAAGAAGUGCCCUCGAAUACUAGCGUGCACAUGUCAAGCCUUUGUCGAUACUUAUAUACGUUCCAAAAGAGAGAGAAAACUAAAACAUUUUGGAUGUGGCAACACUAAUUUAGAUUUAGAAGGCGUUUGGUUUAGCAAUGAUUUAUAUUCUUUGAUGGUUUUGAGAGUUUUGAUUAAUGCUGUUAUGCAAUGCUGUGGUAACAUUUAUUUUUCUAUACUAAUGAGGCCUGCGUGUUGUCAUUCGUUGUGAUGUUUCGAACAUCACAGGACUAGCAGCUGCCGAAUGAGAGUCAUUUUUAAAGAUCUCAUGUUUGUUUUGGAAAUUCGAGAGCAGGCGAAAUGAGAAAGAUUGAAGUGGAUGAUCUCUCGUUGUUAGAUUCUUUGGAAAGUACACUUUCAGCAUUUUUAAUGUCAGAGCUCUUUGUGAAAUGUCCAAAAGAUGGUGACAUUAUUAGCUCACAGCAAUGAUGUCAUAAUUCUGCCAUACUCUGUGAAAUAUGAUGCAUUUAGUGCAGAAUGGCAAAGCAACACGUGAAAUCAGAAAUGGGUUUCUGAUUAUUGAGGAAUAAAAAUAAAGCAAGUUAGCAAUCUUGCAGUUUCUUCAGCUCCAUUCGGUGUCACCCUGUAACCUCAUGUGCAUUUUAAUAUGCUGUAAAUAAAAUUCUUAUUGCGAA